Dichomitus squalens LYAD-421 SS1 is the source of this 1292-nucleotide messenger RNA. RefSeq names its product glycoside hydrolase family 76 protein. The coding region runs from base 1 to 1149 and encodes 382 amino acids. NCBI's taxonomy places the organism in Eukaryota, Fungi, Basidiomycota, Agaricomycetes, Polyporales, Polyporaceae. The record is from RefSeq and is a predicted model, not a curated record. The transcript has 9 exons. Gene Ontology annotation, biological process: carbohydrate metabolic process.
AUGGUGUUCAACUUCAAGAAGCUCGCGUCAAUCGCCACCUUGGUCACGGUGAUGUCCACCCUCUGCACAUAUCCAAGUCCCGUCGCCGCGUCGCCGCUUGUUCCCCGCGCGCAGUGUGCCGCCACUCUCAGCACUGCCGCCAGCGUCGGGUCUCGCUUGCAGAGUAAGUACUGGAACGGGAGCGGAUGGGGCAUCUUUUGGACCGACGCUAACACGAUUGAGGACUUCUACAACCUGAUGUUGGCGGACGGCUCGACGACCUUCGACGUCGCGGACAACACGCGCAUCGGCCAGCUCGCACUCCAGCAAGACCGGAACGCAUGGAUCUCCGCGCUGAACGGUAGCAACGACGAUGCCGGGUGGAUCGUCCUUUCUCUCUGGAAGGUUGCCGAUUACCGAUCCACCCACGGCCAGAACGCUGCACCAUACCUUAAUAGCGCGUCCAUCGUCUACGACCUGAUCGCCGCAGAAUGGGACGAUUCUGUCUGCGGUGGCGGUGUGUGGUGGUCGAGCGCGCACACGUAUAAGAACGCGAUCACGAACGAGCUGUUCUUGUACAUCUCCGCCUCAGGCUACAACCGCUUCGGCAACGCCAACUACCUCGCGAACGCAAAGAAGACAUGGAAUUGGCUCCUCAAUUCAGGUAUCCGUAACUCCCAAGGCCUUUGGAACGACGGCCUGACGAGCUCGUGCGCGAACAACGGCCAGACGACCUGGAUAUACAACCAGGGCGUUAUCGCCUCCGGCCUCGGGGCGCUUUACAAGGCGACGGGCGACUCCUCGCUCAUCACGCAGGCCGAGACCACGCUGGACGCGACGAUCAACCACCUAACGGUGAACGGCAUUCUCAAGGAGAGCUGCGACAACGCCAACCCGACGUCGACAUGCGACAACGACCAGGCGAUGUUCAAGGGCAUCUGGAUGAAGCACCUCCAGUUCUAUCUCGAUAACGUGCCCGACCGCGUAUCCAAGUACCAGAGCUUCAUCGGGGCGCAGGAGUCGGCGGUGGUCCACUACGGCACCGGCUCGGGCUGGACGGUCGGCAACGUGUGGUACGCGCCGAGCAACGGCGGCUCGCUCUUUACAGCGGAGACUCAGACUUCUGGGCUUGCUGCCCACGUCUCCGCCGCGAAGUACGGCCCGUGCUGAUGGGUAGGGAGCGAUGGAAGCAACCUACGAGGCGACUGUGCCAUGAGAGGACCUGGAAAAUCUGUAGAUGUAACUUGAUACCCUGGCGUAGGAAUGUAGCGUAGCUCUUCCAAACAGUACGAAGGCAAACACAGGCAUAUACC